This is a messenger RNA of Struthio camelus australis, 1652 nucleotides long. NCBI's taxonomy places the organism in Eukaryota, Metazoa, Chordata, Aves, Struthioniformes, Struthionidae. The record is from RefSeq and is a predicted model, not a curated record.
CCUUUUCUUUUCAUAGUGAAAUAUAUGAGAGAAGCAACGCCUUACGUGAAGAAAGGUUCCCCUGUUUCCGAAAUUGGAUGGGAGACGCCUCCCCCCGAAUCUCCUCGGUUGGGCUGUGCAUCUUCUGACCCACUGUCGCAGCUCUCUCUCUCCAUCCACAGAGACAAAAAAACAAUACCGCUCAAGAUGUGCUACGUGACACGCAACAUGACGCUGUCAGACCCUGAGAACAGACUUAUUGAAGUUCAUUCACCUGAUGCCAAGCACACCGUGGUUCUAAGGAGUAAGGAUUCGGCUACAGCCCAGGCCUGGUUCAAUGCCAUCCACUCCAGUGUCAAUGAUCUCAUCCCCAGGGUGAUUGCAGAGGUCAGAGACCAGCUGGGUAAGACAGGGAUUGCUGGAAGUCGAGAGAUUAGGCAUCUAGGCUGGCUUGCAGAAAAGGUGCCAGGAGACAAUGAGAAGCACUGGAAGCCUGUGCUAGUUGUCUUGACUGAGAAAGACCUUUUAAUAUAUGAGAGCAUGCCGCGAAUGAAGGAAGCUUGGUUCAACCCUCUGCAUACCUACCCCCUGCUAGCAACCAGGUUGGUCCAUUCUGGCCCAGGAAAAGGCUCACCACAAUCUGGGGUGGAUUUGUCUUUUGCAACCCGUACUGGUACAAGGCAAGGGAUCGAAACCCACCUUUUCCGGACAGAGACUAGCAGAGACCUCUCACUGUGGACGAGGAGCGUGGUGCAGGGCUGUCACAAUUCUGCAGAGCUCAUCACAGAAAUCACAACAUCUUGCACGUAUAAAAGCCAGGAGUGCCGUUUGACCAUCCAUUAUGAACAUGGAUUCUCUCUUACAACUGAACCACAAGAUGGUGCCUUCUCUAAGACAAUCGCACAAUAUCCCUACGAAAAGCUAAAAAUGUCCUCAGAUGAUGGGAUUAGGAUGCUUUAUUUAGACUUUGGAGGAAAGGAUGGAGAAAUUCAACUGGACCUUCAUUCCUGUCCAAAGCCAAUUGUGUUCAUCAUUCAUUCCUUCCUGUCGGCUAAGAUUACAAGACUUGGUCUGGUGGCAUAAGUGGGAUAUACCUGUUUCUUCUAAGAAAAGUGGAGUGACCUUGCUAAUCUGAAGUACAAUCAACAUUAGAAACCUGUAACAGCUAGCAGUGUACACGAGAUUGGAGUUCAGUACUGGGCCUUGGUAAUUUCCGGCAAUCUUCCAAAGCCUGGCUGUCAUGUUGAUCAGCUGAAGCGAUGACAUGAAGAGGAAAACAAUGGAUUUCAUUGUAAAUAAUGGGAUUUUUAAAUCCCAUACUGGACAGCAAAAGAGUGUAGUACUAUAUGUGUAAAAGUUCCAGAAUCAUAAAUUGUGCCUAUUUCAAUGUAUUUGUAUAUAGAAUAAGUAAAGGGCUAAGCAGAUAAGAGCAGGCACUUGGUUGUAAUGCAAGAUGAAGGUUGCCUGACAAGUUCGAUAAACAAGACUGUCCCUCCACCAAAAACUCAUAUAUAUUUUUUUCUGUUCUAACUUGUGCACCAUUUAAAUAAAAUUUUCUUGCGGGAGGAGCAGAACCUGUUCCUUGAAUACCCAGCAGAGCAUGCAAAUUUGCAACUUUGAGUAGGAUGCCCUAAAGCAAUAAAGAGAUGGUCAGUGAAGAGCUCAGGGAGGGG